GAACACCCCGUGCCUUUCCUGUGCACCUUGUUCUGUGGAAGCAGGCGAUGGCCAGCCGAGAUCUUGAGACUCCCAGCCCACUUUUGCCUCCAUCUCUGUCAAGUGGGUCUGUUGGUUUCAGCCCCCCCCCAGUCCGUGAAGAGAACAGGAACAAAAAUGAGAGUCAUCAUCAAGGGUGGUGUCUGGAAAAACACCGAGGAUGAGAUCCUGAAGGCGGCCGUGAUGAAAUACGGCAAGAACCAGUGGGCCCGUAUCUCGUCGCUGCUGGUUCGAAAGACGCCCAAGCAAUGCAAGGCCCGCUGGUACGAGUGGCUGGAUCCGUCCAUCAAAAAGACUGAGUGGUCCAAGGAAGAAGACGAGAAGCUGCUCCAUCUUGCCAAGCUGAUGCCCACCCAGUGGCGAACCAUUGCUCCGAUCGUCGGCCGCACCCCGGCCCAGUGUCUGGAGCGAUACCAACGCCUGCUGGACGAUGCCGAGGCCAAGGAGGCCGGUGUGGACGAUGUUGGCCCCAGUGGCGAUGACGUUCGUCGCCUCCGAACUGGCGAGAUUGAUCCUGAUCCCGAGACCAAGCCUGCUCGUCCCGACCCUGUUGAUAUGGACGAAGACGAGAAGGAGAUGCUCUCGGAGGCCCGCGCCCGUCUGGCCAACACCCAGGGCAAGAAGGCCAAGAGAAAGGCUCGUGAGAAGCAGCUCGAGGAGGCUCGCCGUCUGGCCUCCCUCCAGAAGCGUCGCGAACUCAAGGCCGCCGGCAUCGAGAUGAAGGUCCGCUCCAAGAAGCGCGGCAUGGACUACAACGCCGAGAUUCCGUUCCACACCAAGGCUCCGGCUGGCUUCUGGGACAUCUCGGACGAAGUCGAUCGUGAAAAGGCCGUCAGCAAAGACAAGUCCAACAUGCUCCUGUCCAAGCUGGAGGGCAAGCGGCGCGCCGAGCAGGAAGAGCACGAUCGCAAGCAGGACGCCAAGAAGCAAAAGCGACUCAAGGAGACUGGCGAGUACGUGCCUCCCCAAGCGAUCCGUGCCGCCAAAGAGCUCCAGCAAAACAGCCAGCGGCGCCCGCUGUCGCUGCCGGCACCGCAGGUCGGCGAGGGCGAGCUCGAGGAGAUCAUCAAGAUCGGCUAUGCCGGAGAGUCGGCCAAGGCCAUCGUCGACACCGACGACUCGGUUGCCUCCAAGACGCUGCUCAACGACUACUCGUCGAUCCGCGCCGGCACCCCGGUGCGCACUCCGCGCAUGACCGCUGCCGUCGAUCCGCUCAAGAUGCAGGCCCGCAAUCUCCGUGCCAUGACCGAGUCGCAGACGCCCCUGCUCGGUGGAGAGCUCGCCUUGGAGGGCAGCCUGUCCUUUGACUCGAUGACUCCCAAGCGCACCACCGUGCAGACUCCCAACCCACUGGCCGCCCACCUCACGCCCCGUGCCGGAGUCUCGAUGACCCCACGCGUGGAAAUGACUCCCGGGGGUGCUGCUGCCGUUGCCAAGACGCCGCUGCGCGACCAGAUGGGCAUCAACACGCCUCUGGGCUCCGAGCAUGGCUUUGGCGACUCGUACGGCGGCAAGGCCCGACAGAACCUCAUCCGCAAGCAGCUUACCGAGCAGUUUGCCAGCCUGCCCAAGCCUAAGAACGACUUUGAGAUUGUCGUGCCCGGCAAGCCCUCCAAGGAAGCGACAGCCGUCAGCACAUCCCAGAGCAAGAUCGACGAGGACGCCUUUGACAUUGCCCAGCGCGAGAAGACCCGCCAAGACGAUGAGCGCGAGCGAGCCCUGCGCGGCCGCUCCAAGCCCGUCCAGCGCGACCUCCCUCGCCCCAACGUCGACCCCAGCCAGCUGCUGCCGUCGCUACACAAGUCCGAUGCCGACCUCUUGGUGUGCGAAGAGAUGAAGCGCAUGAUCAUGUACGACAGCGUCAAUUUCCCGUCCGUCGGCCAGGUCGGCACCAACUUUGCGGCUCCUGCCCUCGAGGUCUUUACCGAGGGCGAGCUGUCGCUUGCAGCCCAGCUGAUCGCAGAGGAGUUUUCCAAAAUCAAGCUGCAGGUCGACGAGCUCAUUGGCCGCAACAACGAGCGCUUCGAGAGCGAGCACGAGCGCAUCUUGGACGACUACAUUCUUGUUCGGCCUGCCCAGGAAGGCUCGAACCCAACGUACCAGAAGAUCGACAGCCUCGCCAGCGAAGGCUUGGUCGCGGCAUAUCAACAUGACUUUAAGAAUGUCCGCCAACUGAUGCAGCACGAAGCCGAGCGAGCACAAAAGAUCGAAAAGAAGCUGGGCGUUGUUCUAGGCGGCUACCAGGCCCGCAGUCUCAAGCUCCGCAAGACCCUGGGCGAGACCUGGAACACACUCGAAGGCGUGCAGAUCGAGCACGAGUCCUUCCUAAAGCUCAAGACCCAUGAGGACAUUGGCGGUCCGCUCCGUGUCGAGCAGCUCCGCGACGAGACCGAGGGCCUGGCCAAGCGCGAGCGUGAGAUGCAAGAGCAGUACCGCAAUCUGCUGCAGGAGCGCGACGAAAUCAUGGCCCUCAUGAAGGACAAGGAACGCCGAGACGUCGAGGAAGAGAGCCGAAAGGAGAAGGAGCGCAUCGACAACCUCAAGGCCGACGACACGAUCUGGGCUGGAUACGAGCAAGAGUAGCCGUCGAUGCCAGUCGCAAGAGCUGGUAGCCCGUCGUAUCUUUGGCCCCACCAGGCGACCGUUCGCACACGAUUCCAAGAAUACGGGAGCACGAGAGCCCGACGGCCACCUGCUGCUCCUCAAUAAAGUACACUCUGCGCAUGGGAAAUCUGAGC
Messenger RNA from Polychytrium aggregatum, 2777 nucleotides. RefSeq names its product pre-mRNA splicing factor component-domain-containing protein. Gene Ontology annotation, biological process: mRNA splicing, via spliceosome. Bases 157 to 2622 code for a protein of 821 amino acids. The transcript has 4 exons. NCBI's taxonomy places the organism in Eukaryota, Fungi, Chytridiomycota, Chytridiomycetes, Polychytriales. The record is from RefSeq and is a predicted model, not a curated record. Gene Ontology annotation, cellular component: Prp19 complex; spliceosomal complex.